Nomia melanderi (Alkali bee) is the source of this 500-nucleotide messenger RNA. The record is from RefSeq and is a predicted model, not a curated record. Lineage: Eukaryota; Metazoa; Arthropoda; Insecta; Hymenoptera; Halictidae.
AUGGUGACUCGCGGGGCGAGUUCGCCUGCGGCAGCGGCCAGGAGGACGAGGAGGGCACGCCGGACACGGGGAUGGAGGACAUGGACGAGGACCCCGAGGAAGAGGAGGAGGACGAGGACGUCGAGAUGAGGGUGACCGACCAGGAGUCCUCGAACGCGGACCGCGAGCCGGGGGCGGGAUCGAACAACGGCCAGUCCUCCUCGUGCAAGAAGAGGCAGUCCUCCUCGUCCUCUUCGUCCUCGAGCAGCGUCCAGGCCCAAGGUUGCCAGGGCCAGAGCCAGACCAGCCAGAACGGAAGCAGCGGCGGCGGCAGCACCGGUGGCAAGCCCAGAAGAGCGAGGACUGCGUUCACGUACGAGCAGCUGGUCGCAUUGGAGAAUAAAUUCAAGACCACCAGAUACCUGUCCGUCUGCGAACGGCUGAACCUCGCCCUGUCGCUGUCGCUGACCGAGACCCAGGUGAAGAUCUGGUUCCAGAACCGGCGGACCAAGUGGAAGAAG